Funneliformis geosporum is the source of this 1146-nucleotide messenger RNA. The record is from the annotation of a GenBank genome assembly. Lineage: Eukaryota; Fungi; Glomeromycota; Glomeromycetes; Glomerales; Glomeraceae.
AUGAGAAAAACCAUUCAAGGACAAAUCUAUCCUAAUCAAACAACAAGGAAAAUACUAGAAGUAAUUUCUCGUGGUUGUCAAAAAGUUUAUAAUCACUUUGUAGGAAAAAGAAAAAAGUGUGAUAAAAAGAAGCAGAAGCAACCUAGUAAAUAUGAACAAAAAAGACAAUUAAAAAAGUUCAAGGAUGAUAAUCCUAAAUUGAAAAGAAUUCAAUCUCAAAUUCUCCAAGAAAUACAAGGAGCAAAAGUUAAGCAAUCUAAAAGAGAAUUAAAAAUCCCUUUAAAACUUAACCAACCACUUCAAGGAGAAAUUAAAACUUUAACUAUCUCUUGGAAAAAAAAACCAAAAAUGCCAUUGAGCGAAGUAAAGAGAGCCAUGGGAGGAGAUAGAGGAAGCAUUAAUAUAGUUGCUAAUAAUGAGGGAGAUAAAACAAAAUUAAGUAAAAACCACAACAAAGCAAAGAAAAAGUUAGUUAAGGAAUGUCAGCGUUUAACUAACCGAGUAAAGGAUAGAAACCAUAAAAUUACUCGGAGAAUAGUUGACAAAAAUGAUUUAAUUGUUUAUGAAGAUUUAAAGUUAAAAAAGAUGAAAGAGAAAAAAAAGCAAGGUAAAAAGCGAAAGAUUAGCAAAUACUCGGUUAAGGGAUUGCAAGAGAAAGAGUAUAACUUCGAAAAAUGGGAACAUGGCUGGUCUUUGCCAGUUAAACCAUCAGAAACUUCUACUUCAAACUCGAAAGAGUUAAGUAGGGGUAGUUCAUAUCGAAAAGAAAAUAUUGAAGCAACAAGAAUUAGGACGAUUGCAGAACCUAUUCGAAAUCCUGACAGAGCUCCACAAAGAGAUGCAUUAGCUGCGGUUGCUAAUGCAAUUUUUUCGAGGAUUGAUGAUAUUGAUGAUGAAAUAGAUGUUCGAACAAUAAGGAACAAUAUUGCCGGCAACCUUAAUUUACCCGAAACUAAUUCCGGAGAAGUGACCGCUAAAUUAGAUGCUUUAGUUGACUUACGUGAUAACCAUGGAAAUACUGGAACUCUUUAUACGGCUGCUUAUGGUCGAGGUGAAACUACCAGAGAUGAAAUUACCGCCAAAGUAACCGCUUUAACCGCUUUACGGGAUGGGGAAGCAACGGAUGCAAAUACUCAUGCAGCUUGA